This is a messenger RNA of Lachancea lanzarotensis, 3618 nucleotides long. It is a transcript of the gene TOF1, whose product is annotated as LALA0S11e02036g1_1. The record is from RefSeq and is a predicted model, not a curated record. Gene Ontology annotation, cellular component: replication fork protection complex. Gene Ontology annotation, molecular function: DNA binding. The transcript has a single exon. Lineage: Eukaryota; Fungi; Ascomycota; Saccharomycetes; Saccharomycetales; Saccharomycetaceae. Bases 1 to 3618 code for a protein of 1205 amino acids. Gene Ontology annotation, biological process: replication fork arrest; DNA replication checkpoint signaling; DNA repair.
AUGAAGCUCGGCCAGGACGAUGAGUAUGAUGGGAUGGAAAAAACUUUGAAAAAUGAACCCCAAUUUGCGGACCAAUCCAAAAUUUUAAAAGCUAGAAUCGCACUUUUGUCUACAGCAAUUGGAGGGCCGGACCACAGUUCUGAUGCCGACCCACCUCCAUAUAAGAUUGGUGAUGAUUGCCUUGCAUGUUUGAAAGAUCUCAAGCGGUGGUUCAAAUUGGUCGAUGAACGCCAAUCAAGAUGGGAUGUAGCAGCAGCAGCAGCGCAAUAUAACAUUCUGACGGAUGAUCUGCUACCAAUCUUGAUUAGCUGGGAAAACGCGUACUCAGCAGCAGCUAAAAGGGUCAGGAAAAGUGGUGGGAAAAUAGAGGAGUACAUCAAGAACAAGGAAUAUCAUGAUAGAAUAGCACUUAACGCGCUGCAAUUAAUGGUACUCAUGACUUGGCCUUUGAUUCUCACUGAUCAAUCGACGCAUAAUCAGGUAGAACACUAUUCAAGUCUAAAAAAAAGCCAAGUCAUCUAUAAGAACGCUAUUUUGAGUGUUGAGAACGGUAAAGUGCUAAAAGCUGCGGUAAGGUUAGCAGUAGAGGUAAUAAAAAUUGAGAAACGGAUGCGAAGUGCGAAAGACAAUGUGGUUUUGAGACUUGUUUUGAAUUUUCUCCGAAAUGUGGCCGCUAUUGAGCCCAGUGAUCUAACCUUGAGCAAUAAAAAAAAGACUGCGUCUAAGGGCAUCAACGCUACCGAUAUGUUGCCGCCAAACGUAUCUAAAAACGACAUUUCCCUGGCUGCCGUUAUUGAGGCUUUCAAUCGUAACAAAGUUCUCGGUCUACUGCUCACAUUUUCAAAUUCCAUCAACCAAGAAUUCGAUGCAGCCUUCAUUAAUGUGCCAUUACUCGAGCUCAUGUUUUUUCUGGUCAAAAAUGUAAAUCAUUCGGUACUGUAUCGCAAGAAAUCAGUAGAAAGUCAUACGAAUAAAAGUGUUGCAAAUAAGGAGCAUGGACUUGGUGGCUCAGAUCUUUCAGGCCUGUUACAGAAAGAGCACGAAAUGAAAAAGAAUGUUAUCCGUAAUACUUCAACGCGCCACUCUAAUUUUGGUACCAUGCUUUCGAUUCAAACAUCAGACCAUCGUCGACUGACAGUAUCUGGCGGCCAGAACUUAUUGAAUAGCGAUUACGCUCUGAAGAAACUUGACUCACGCAAAAAAUGGAAUAAAAGAAUACUGACAGCAAAUGAAUCAGUGGAAGGAUUACCUAGCAAUUUUUUGAGCUCUGAUGAAGAAACCGUUUACUGGAAUCAAUCAACUGGUUUAACUUUCCGCAAAUUUAUCGAAGAAUUCAUAAGAUCCGGAUUCAACUCUGUAGUGAGCAGCGUGACCGAUUACUUUACUACGGAAGAUGACAAAAUGGUACUUGUUCACCAAAUUGAGUACCUGUUAUUUUAUUCAUGGUUUUUGAAGUACAGCAGAAUUGCGAAACAGAAUAAUGACGAAACUGACAUUAGUUCUAUAUCUUUCGCUCUACGCGACACGGCCUUAAUUCUCGUGGGACAACUUUUACGGAAGGGCAUGGAAAGUAAAGUCUGGGCGGUUGUUCAUGCCGGAAUGAUAGUUUAUACAGAGUUGAUUUCGUUAAUUGAGAGUAUGGGCCAGAACGAGUUUGAAAUAGAGGCCAAAGAACAAGUUGAGUACCAACUUUUUCAGGAAGAGCGCUUGAAAUUGUUUUCAAGCAUUCCUAGAACAGCAAGCAAUCAUUCUCUUUCUUACGUUCGAGGCUGUGUCAAUCUAGUGCAUGCAUUAUUCAAAGUUGUGGAAAGAACAAGUGAACGACAAGAGAAACAGUCACAAAUGUCAGCAACAGAAAAUGAUGCUAGUGUUGUCCUCGAGCAAGCAAAAAAUUUGGCUGAAGAGGAAGGGGUCGAGCUUGAAGAAGCCCUUGAGCUGCUCGAAAGCAACACAGAAAGAACCAGAGUAAACUUCAAAAAAUUGCAAAGAUCUUUUGCCAACGACAAUACAAUCAAAACAUAUAUCAGCUACCUCGAGAACUUUAAAGAGCUGACUGAUGAAGACAUAAAAAAGUGCAUUCAAUUUCUUUACCGAAUGUUCGUAUCGGCCGAAGAAGAGUCCUUACUGUAUCGAAUAGACUUCAUGAUUUUACUGAAGGACAUGCUAAGCCCAACUGGUUUGCCCACCAUAUCAAGAGCACGAAAACACGUUACAAAGUUUGCAGCUAUCUUCACAUCCAAAUUGAAAGUACGGCUAACGAAGUCCCCGUCGUGGUUUGUGGGGAUACUUUUUCCUGUUAUACAUGAUAGAGAGACAGGACACUAUCAAAAGUAUGCUGAAGAACUGUCCUUUAACAUCGAUCGCGUUGCGACGCCAUCUGUUUUCAAGCCUACGGAAGAACUCAUGGGAAUGAGCCCUUCUACCACCCUUGAUUUCAAGUUCGGAAUAUUGGUAUCAACACUCAUUGAUAGAGAAAAGCAGAAUAGUGUUGAGGCCUUACUUGAUAACCUACAGCGUUCGUGUGCGAUCAUGAAAACAUGGCUGCUUGACGAAGCUCUGAGGGGAGAAAUGGAUAGCAGCACGACUGGGCGUGAGCAGUUUGAGACCACAUCAUCAUCUGUUCGUAAAGACCUUCACAGAGACUCGGAUUUCAGAGCUCUUCUCAAACUAUGCAGCUAUCAACUUUCCAGGUUCGAAAACGAAAGCUGCUUUCUUUCAACCUCUUGUCGAAUUCCUGACGUGGAGACAUUUAUUGACCUUAUCAUGAAGUAUCUGAAUAAUCCAUUUGAUACGCCCAACGGUGAGCCAUCUUCCUCUUAUUUGCAUAGACCGGGAGAUGAAGGCCUUGCAACGAGUGAUGUUUCGCGCGAAAUGGGUGAGCGAGCGGCAGAUGCAGAGGAAGUGAGUGAAGAAGAAAACGAAUAUUUUCAAUCUCUGACCAAAGACUCGUCCACCAAGGGUAUCGAUCUCAAUGAUUCCUCGAGGGGCAUUGCCACAAAAAAGAAAAGCAGCGUGCGUAAGCGACAAACCCAACGGGCUGGGGUCAAAGGAGUAUCAAAAAUUAAAGAAAAAGACCCCAGCAGUGCUGUUGACGAUUUUAGACAGAGGGAGGUUACAAGCGCCGAAAUAAUCAGUGACUCUGAUGAUUCUGAUGACGAAUUUGCACAUGCCACAUUUUACGAGAACGAGAUGUUUAUGCGUUUCCUACUCGACAAAUACCACGGUUCUCUUCCUCAACACAAGUUUGUGCAGUUUGCGGCCUUCGCACAAGAAAGAAUCAACAAUGCUGGAAAAAUUGUCAAUGAUUACACGGCUCUUUUCGACGGGCCCGUGCCUAGCCCAUCGUCGUUGACAGCAACUGAAGCACCCGGCGGCAAAUCCUUAGCACCCAAGCUAGCACAAAUCAUGGAGAAUCAAAUUGAAGACCACAUUGAUCAUCGCAACUCACCUGACGAUCCUGAGUUAGACAAACCAGAAUCCACAGAAUCGGAAAUUUUAAACGCCAAUACUACCAACACGACCACUGAUAAGAAGCUCACGGAAGAAAAUGAUGUCGCCAUCAUUCCCAAAUACAAACGGCGGAGGACGAUAAGGAUGGACGAAGAAGACGAAGAAUAG